AUGAAUCAGUUGAUAGAUAUUUCCUUUUCAGAAAAACCAAGGCAUUCUUUCGGAGCAACACAGCCUGUCUCAUCAUCAACUCCAAGAAACAUUAUUCAUCCCUCAAUACUCAAUUCCCAACCAUCAAUAUUAACAGACAUCUCUGACUCUUCUGAACUACUCAAUCCUCUGGUGACUCAAGUCCUUGAAGGAAUCGGAUCCUUGACCACGGAUCUUAAAUCAUUUUUCCAAUCGUUCAAAUCUGACGUCAAGCUACCAACUACCAGAAAGAAAAUUAUCCAUCAUCCUAAUGUGAAAACAUUUCUUCUUGUAUACAUAGUGAAAAUUUUAAGAAUAUUAGUGGCGACAUUACGGAAUAGGCACAUUAAGUCCCGUUUAUACCUGCUACAAUUGAGAUCAUCUAAUGAUUUCAUCGGAGACAUUGACUCCGUAGGCACUGCUAACGAGUCUGGCGGGUCAGAAGACCACGCAUUGGUAAGUCGUCUAGCGAGGUCAAUUGUUGAUGAUGUGAUGUCUAUGAAAUCCCAACUUCAGAAUUGCAUAGUGGUGCUAAACUCAGCAAGGUUGAGCCGGCAAAUAGAUUUGGAUGCCGUGGUGGCUCAACUUGUGACCAGUAAUAGUAAACCUCGGGACAUCAACUAUUAUUAUGGGAUGGCAACACAAGGACAAAGAGGCAAGGAAAGGUUAAGCAAGUGUUGUUUAGUAUGCGGGAACCCUGCUGGUGAAGUGGCCGAUAGUCAAAGCAGAUUGACUGUUAGUGGCAUGGGGAAUUUGGAUAAAUUAUUUGAUGAUGAUAUGGUUCGAGCCAAUGGCAGCAGUUAUCACAAAGAUUGCUUCAAUUUCAUGAAUUGGAGAAAGCCAGUGGCCAGCAUGGUUGAAUCAUUGAUACUAUUAUAA
Molecule: messenger RNA, 897 nt
Organism: Saccharomycopsis crataegensis
Lineage: Eukaryota; Fungi; Ascomycota; Saccharomycetes; Ascoideales; Saccharomycopsidaceae
Exons: 1
Coding region: 1-897 (298 amino acids)
Source: RefSeq, a predicted model, not a curated record